UAGAUUUCUGCCUGUGUUUGCUGUUACAAGCUUUCGGAAUCUAUAAUGUUUAUUUCCACUAGAUGGCGCUUGUGUACUUCAACACUCAUUUAUUUCAGUAACUUUUUGAUCAGUCUAAUCUGUAUAUUUUUAUAUUUUGACUCUUUUAUAAUGCUUAUUGUGAUUUAUAUACUCAACUGUUGUAUAUUUGAGGAAUAUUUAUUCUUUCUAAGAGUUUUCUUUGGUUAUAUUUUAUUUUGCUCCCAUCGUGCCUUUGAAUGUCACUUCCUGUUUUGUCACGGAGAACGAGUCAGAACUGCGAUCCGAGUUUCACAGAGCAAUUCUGCUGAUCAUAUGGAAUGAUGUAAUCAUUGCAAAGUUUAAAGUAUUUCUAUUUAGAAGUCAUCCGAUAAAGAAGCUUCAAGAUAACCCCCUCUCUUAGCUCAUAAGCAGGCAAAAGUGUUCUACGGUGUUGGUGUUGGAGUCUAAGUCCAGAACACAUUAAACAUCAGUUAAAGAACCUCAGCCUUCGCGUCAUGACUAAGGGCGGGCAUAGUAGAACACUUACUGCGUCGGUGAAGGCCAACUGCAUCAGAUCGUAAAGCUGCACGAGGAAAUCGGCCAUCAAGAGGCGCCACAUGUUGAAUGAGGGAAGUACAACAUGAAAAGAUUGCAAUUGACUUGACUGAAGCAAGCAAAGGCUGAACAAGCAAGCACUUUUGAAGUUAGUGACUUGGAAGCAGCGCAAGGUCUUGUGAACUGUCACUGAAGUUUCAAUUGCUCUGGUAUUUCCAUCAUUCCCAUUCUAAGAUAAAGUUGGACAUUUUUCUAUUAUCGUUUGACUUAUUAAGAAACUAAAAGGGACUAAACAGAUAAACAAUUUUGCUACUAUUAAAUAAGACUAAAGUUUGAAUUUUCUGUUGUAUUCAAGUAUUUGUGUAUACUUCAUCAUUUAAGCGUGUUGAUAUUCACAUUUUAUUUUUUUAUUUUUUUACAAGUUGAAUUCAUAGACUACUUCUUGACAGUUCUGUAGCUUGUUAUCAUUUACAUGAUUGGAUCACAUAAGUGUAGCUGAGAUAACCGCUUUACACUAAACUUUAGAUUGCUCUUUGAAUAUUCACAUUAUAGUGCAACACAGGCUUAGCAUGUCAAAUACAAGUGAAAAUACAUUGCUGGCUACUAAAGAAGUUAGCUAUACAACCCCUACUGCACAAGACGUAGACAAUGCAGAGCAGGUCAUUCCAUCAGAGCAGGCUGAUAUAACUGAACAAGUUGAAGUGGCUGCACAAGUACAACAACCUCAGGUGGACAUAGAUAAUACACAGCUCUCAGAUAUUAGAAGAAGCCAGCGAGCACGCACGCUUACCGAGAAGGGUAAAACGCUGCAAGACGGUAGACUAAAUGAUCUGAAAAGAAGCUUUGAGCAGAAGUAUAGAAGGUGGAAGUAUCACAUCAAUGGUUUGAAAAGAGCCAUUAAGAACAAUGAUGAUGCAGAAUUGAUUUGUGAAGUUGUGAGCACCAUUAAUGCCACUCAGUCUGAGGUCGACCAUAUUUAUGAUGAUAUAAGAAGCAUCACAAGCCCUGAACCUGAAAUUCGGAGGAAAAAUGACACUUGCCUUGCCAUUACUAGCACUGCAAAUGAGAAGUCUCAAAGAUUCCUCAACGGUGAUCCUAAGGACAUUCCCUGGCCUGAUUCAGAUUCAGUGUUUGAAGCCACUGUGUCCAGCAUCAUCUCAGCAACCUCCAGUAAGUCAAAGUCUGUUUCCAAGAUGUUCAGUCAAUCUUACAGUGAUUCUCUGCAGAAAAGACAAGAAGCAGCGGCUGAAGUAGCGGCUACACAAGAAGUGAUUAAAAUAAUGAAGACACAACAUCAGCAUGAAGAGGAAAUUAGGAAACUGGAGGCAGAGGAUGAAAGGUUAGCAGCAGAAAGAGAAGCUCAAGAAAGGGAAACCGAAGCGGAGAAUGCAAGGAAAAGGGCUCAAUUUAUUUCAGAAAGCACUGUUAGAAAAAUAAAGCUGGAAGAAAAGAAAAAAGAAGUGGAACGGUUGGAGGAACUAAAAAGACAUAACGCAGCACAAGCAAGGCUGCAAGUUUAUGCUGAAAGCAUCAAAGGUGAUGAGGGAGAACAGCGUUCUGCUCCUCUUCUUCAACAAAGGCAAGAACAUCAUGUUUUUCAACCAAGCGUUCCUUUUUCUCUCUCUCAGCCAUUUACGCUCGCUCAAGACACUGCUCCUUUCAACCAACCCUCUUGUUCUUCUCAAAGGUUACCCCAAGCUCAUAUCUCUCAGUCACCUACAUGGCCUGCUCCCAACGAAGCUUCUAAUGAUCUUGUGAAGGCACUGGCUGAAGCGAUUACAGCCAAUAGGAUUCCAAUUACAGAACCUGUUGUUUUUUCUGGAGAUCCCCUGAAGUAUAAUGACUGGAAGCUGUCAUUCCAGACGUUAAUUGAUCGCAAGAACUUGCCAUCACAAGAAAAGCUAUUCUUUCUACGCAAGUAUGUAGGUGGUCCUGCCAAGAGAGCGAUUGAAGGACAUUUUGUGGCUGGAACAGAAAUGGCUUACACGGCAGCCUGGAACAUCCUUGAUGACCGGUUCGGCAAUCCGUUCGUAGUUGGCAAAUCUUACCGUGACAAAAUACAGUCUUGGCACAAGAUUGCUGCCAAAGACAGCAAAGACCUCCAGGAAUUUGUAGAUUUCCUAAGCAGUGUUGAAUCAGCAAUGCCUUAUGUACAAGGUUUACAAGCUCUGAAUGACUGUGUUGAAAAUCAAAGAAUAUUAGCCAAAUUGCCAGACUGGUUGAGUUCACGUUGGAAUAGAGCAGUCACCAAGUUUCAAGACGAAUACAAAGGAUUCCCAGAUUUCAAAUACUUUGUUGAAUUUCUUAACAAGGAAGCUAGAAUCGCAUGCAAUCCUAUCACCUCACUGCAAGCGAUAAAGCCAGCAGAGCAAGAAAGGUUCAAGCAAUCAGAUCAAGAUCAUUAUAAGUUUCAGAGGAAUCGCAACUCAAGUGCAAAGACAUUCACCACUAGUUCCAGUGAAAGGACUAGCCUUAUGUGUGUCUUUUGUAAGAGAUUAGGCCACACUCUCCAUAAGUGUCGCAAAUUUAUGGAAAGACCAAUUGAGGAAAGAUUGAAGUUUGUACAGUCUGAGAAGUUGUGCUUUGGCUGUCUUAAGACUGGUCAUAACUCCAGAAGCUGCACCUCUAGGAGUGUGUGUGAAAAAUGUGAGAAGUGUCACCCAACAAGCCUACACCAGGACCGUGUAAAUAAAUACCCAGGACAAAGCUCUAGAACCAGUCAAGAUCAGUUCAAGGUCAAUCACGGAUCUGCAGAUAGAACAGCCGAAUCACAGAAGGUACAAGAGUCUAAGCCUGUGACUUCAAACAGAGUAGUUCAAGAAAGGAACGGCACUCAUACGUCAUCAAUCAUUCCAGUAUAUGUCUCAACAACAGAUGAACCAAGGAAGGAGAUUUUAGUGUAUGCCUUGCUUGAUACUCAGAGCGACACUACUUUCAUUUUAAAGGACACAGCUGAGACACUUGAUAUCAAGAAAGAGCCUGUCAAACUCAAGAUUUCCACCAUAACAUCCAAAACGAAGGUUGUGUCCAGUCACAAAUUGAAUGGUCUACAAGUAAGAGGCAUUCAGUCUGAAGUUAAAAUCAAACUUCCAACAACUUAUACUAGAGACUACAUACCUGCAAAUAGAUCUCAUAUACCCACAUGUGAAACCGCAAAGAAUUGGCCUCAUCUAGAACAUCUGGCAGAUGAAAUGGCUCCUGCACUUGACUGUGAAGUAGGUUUGUUAAUAGGCUACAACUGCCCUCAAGCCUUACUUCCCAGGGAUGUUCUCAGUGGCAAUGAAGAUCAGCCAUUUGCACAAAGAUCCGUGUUGGGUUGGAGUAUCGUUGGAUACAACCAUGACGACAGUUAUUAUGAAGAUGAAAUCGGUGUGAGUCACAGGAUUAUCAUGAAGCAAGUUCUACCAGCUCGUGAUCCAUCUCACAAACUCAAGUCUGAAGUCUGCUUUGUACAGAGGAACAAGGUUAAAGAGAUGAUCACUCCGGCAGAGAUAUUGAAGGUUUUUGAGUCAGACUUUGUAGAACGGGAUAAUGAGGAAGUCUCAACGUCGCAAGAAGACUUAAGGUUUUUGGCAAAAUUGAAUGAAGGCAUUAAGCAAGUGCAAGAUGGACACUAUGAGAUGCCAUUGCCUUUUAAGGGUGAGAGGCCAGAUUUGCCAAACAACAAAGCGUGUGCAGAGCAUCGACUUAAAUCCCUAGAGAAGCGUUUAAAGAGAGAUGAACAGUACCAAAAGGACUACAUGGCUUUCAUGAAGGACAUAAUAUCAAGAGGCGAUGCUGAAAGGGUCCCAGAGAUGGAGUUAAGUAGUCAACCAGCAUGGUAUAUACCUCACCAUGGAGUAUAUAACCCACAGAAGCCAGGCAAGAUUCGUAUCGUCUUUGAUUGCUCUGCAAGAUUUCAGAAUACUUCUCUGAAUGAGCAUCUACUGACUGGGCCUGACCUCACAAAUACCCUUGUUGGAGUCUUGUGUCGUUUCCGGAAAGGGCAAGUAGCCAUCAUGUGUGAUGUGGAGCGCAUGUUCCACCAGUUCCACGUUGCUCCAAAGGAUCGGGACUACCUCAGGUUCCUAUGGUGGGAAGAUGGAAACAUGGAAGCCUCACCUUCAGUUUUUCGAAUGAAGGUCCAUUUGUUCGGAGCGGCCUCCUCGCCUGGAUGUGCAAACUUCGGCCUCAAAUACCUUGCCGUACAAGGUCAAGGCAAGUUUAAUCAAGCCACAGUGAAGUUCAUACAACGUAAUUUUUAUGUUGACGAUGGCUUAGCGAGUGUGGACACUGAAGCAGAGGCAAUCCAGCUUGUAAAGGAAGCCAGGGGUCUCUGCAAUACCGGAAAGCUUCGCUUGCAUAAAUUCAUCACCAACAGCAAGACGGUGAUUGCCACAAUUCCAAAGGAGGAAUGUACUGAAGGGGCAACUGACUUUGACUUGACACUAGGAGAACCUAAAGUAGAGAGGGCACUCGGCAUCCAAUGGUGCGUGGCUUCAGACGAGUUCCAUUUCAGAGUGUUAGUAAAGGAAAAUCCUUUUACUAGAAGAGGUGUGCUGUCUACAGUUGCUUCCAUUUUUGAUCCUCUUGGAUUCGUCGCUCCCUUCAUUUUAGUUGGGAAAAGGACUCUACAAAAGAUGUGUCAAGACAAGUUAGGCUGGGACGAACCACUUCCUGAUGACCUCAAGCCGCAUUGGGAAGCUUGGUUGCGAGACCUCCAUAACCUGUCUUUGGUGAAGAUACCACGUUGUUAUGUGCCAUCAACAUUCAAGGAUGUUCAACAAUAUGAGCUACACCAUUUCUCAGACGCCAGUGUGUCAGGCUAUGGAGUAUGUUCAUACCUCAGAGCUGUAACCAAGUCUGGAGAAGUCUACUGCACUCUUGUUAUGAGUAAAGCUAGGGUUGCUCCAACAAAGGUAACAACAAUUUCCAGACUGGAGCUCUCAGCUGCAGUGGUUGCCACAAGAACUGGUGAUCUGCUCAAAAGAGAACUAGAAUUGGAUGGCAUUCGUGAAUACUACUGGACCGACUCCAAAGUUGUCCUUGGCUAUAUUAACAACGAUGCACGACGUUUCCAUGUAUUUGUAGCCAACCGAGUUCAGCAGAUCAGAACAAGCACUGAGACUAGUCAAUGGAGAUAUGUGGCUUCAGAACAAAAUCCAGCUGACCAUGCCUCUCGUGGGCUCACCGUAAAAGAACUCAUGGGAUCGAACUGGUUUACUGGUCCAAGUUUCCUAUGGCAAAGAGAACUCCCUAAGGAUGACAUUAAGGUGGGAGAAGUUAAUGAUGGAGACCCGGAACUCAAAAGAGCACAGGUUCUAAUGACCAAGGCAAGGGAAGAGUGGUGUCUGUCAGAUCGCUUGCAAAGGUUUUCAGAUUGGAAGAGGGCAGUGAAAGCCAUAGCAAGGCUCAAACGUUGUGCAAGGAGUGCGAAAGGUUUGGUAGAAAGAUCCAACAAUUCCACAACACUUGAAGAAAGGAAGGAUGCUGAACAAUUCAUAAUUCACAUCGUUCAAGAAGAAGUGUUCAGUGACGAGAUCAAGCAUCUAAGACAAGGCAAGGAAGUUAAUUCAAGUCUUUUCAACAAGCUGUACAAGUUAAGUCCGUUUAUCGAUGACCAUGAUGUCUUACGAGUGGGAGGACGAUUGACACAGGCAGAGCUUCACUCUCAUGUCAAGCAUCCAGCCAUUCUUCCUAAAGGACAUCAUAUAUCUCGUUUACUCAUAAAACACUUCCAUGAAAAGGUGCAACAUCAAGGUCGUGGCAUGACCAUCAAUGAAAUCCGCUCCAAUGGUAUUUGGAUUCUGGGAUGCAGUAGCGAAGUUUCAUCUCUCAUCUACAAAUGCAUUAAGUGUAGGAAGCUGAGGAAAUGCAAUCAGGAGCAAAGGAUGGCUGACCUGCCACCAGAAAGGAUGGAAGCUACCCCUCCGUUCACCUAUAGUGGCAUGGACUGCUUCGGUCCGUUCUAUGUUAAAGAGGGAAGGAAAGAGUUGAAGAGAUACGGACUACUUUUCACCUGCAUGUGUUCGCGAGCUGUUCAUCUUGAGGUGCUGGAUGAUCUUAGUACUGACGCCUUUCUUAAUGCACUGCGUUGUCUUAUUGCUAUACGUGGCAAUGUAAGUCAGCUUUAUAGUGAUCAAGGUACCAACUUCGUGGGUGCAAAGGGAGAGUUCCUGAAGUUGAUGAAGGGAAUGGAUCAAGAACGUGUGAAAGAGUUAGGCUGUACCUUUAUCAUGAACCCGCCUGCUUCCAGUCACAUGGGUGGUGUCUGGGAGAGACAGAUCCGGACUGUAAGGAGUGUACUAACGUCCAUCCUAGACAAGUCUGCAGCAAGACUGGACAGUUCUUCCUUAAGAACAUUCAUGUAUGAAGUAAUGGCGAUCGUAAAUAGUCGACCAUUGACCUCAGAGCACCUCAAUGAUCCUGUGGGACCAGAACCAUUGACGCCGAAUCAUAUACUAACAAUGAAGUCCACCAUCAUUGCACCACCUCCUGGAGAGUUUGUGAGGGAAGAUCUUUAUCUUCAGAAAAGAUGGAAAAGAGUUCAGUUUCUGGCAAAUGAGUUUUGGACCAGGUGGAGGAAGGAAUAUCUGUUGAAUCUGCAGCAGAGAAGUAAGUGGAAUAAGAGCAGGAGAAACACCAAAAUAAAUGAUAUCGUUCUGCUUCAAGAUGAUUUGGCAUCACGAAAUCAGUGGAAGCUAGCUAAAGUGGUAGAAGUUUUCCCAGGAUCUGAUGGAAUGGUGAGAAGACUUAAACUUCUUGUUAGUGAUGCAACACUAGAUAGCAAGGGUGCACGCACAAAUAAGUCAGUCUACUUAGAAAGACCCAUACACAAAACAGUGUUACUACUUGAAGCUGAUUAAAAGGGUUAAGUUUGAAAAGUGUUUAACUGUGUAUGUUAAACGUGUACAAAUACUUAUCCACUGAAUGUUUAUUAGUUCAUGUUGAGUUACUGAGUAUUUACAAAGUAAAUUCUUUUAAGAAUCACACAUUGUGUGAUGGUGGGAGUGUGUUUGCUGUUACAAGCUUUCGGAAUCUAUAAUGUUUAUUUCCACUAGAUGGCGCUUGUGUACUUCAACACUCAUUUAUUUCAGUAACUUUUUGAUCAGUCUAAUCUGUAUAUUUUUAUAUUUUGACUCUUUUAUAAUGCUUAUUGUGAUUUAUAUACUCAACUGUUGUAUAUUUGAGGAAUAUUUAUUCUUUCUAAGAGUUUUCUUUGGUUAUAUUUUAUUUUGCUCCCAUCGUGCCUUUGAAUGUCACUUCCUGUUUUGUCACGGAGAACGAGUCAGAACUGCGAUCCGAGUUUCACAGAGCAAUUCUGCUGAUCAUAUGGAAUGAUGUAAUCAUUGCAAAGUUUAAAGUAUUUCUAUUUAGAAGUCAUCCGAUAAAGAAGCUUCAAGAUAACCCCCUCUCUUAGCUCAUAAGCAGGCAAAAGUGUUCUACGGUGUUGGUGUUGGAGUCUAAGUCCAGAACACAUUAAACAUCAGUUAAAGAACCUCAGCCUUCGCGUCAUGACUAAGGGCGGGCAUACU
Messenger RNA from Carassius auratus (goldfish), 8069 nucleotides. RefSeq lists its product as uncharacterized. Gene Ontology annotation, biological process: DNA integration. The transcript is spliced from 3 exons. Gene Ontology annotation, molecular function: nucleic acid binding; zinc ion binding. The record is from RefSeq and is a predicted model, not a curated record. The coding region runs from base 1125 to 7400 and encodes 2091 amino acids. Lineage: Eukaryota; Metazoa; Chordata; Actinopteri; Cypriniformes; Cyprinidae.